Messenger RNA from Eublepharis macularius, 2532 nucleotides. It is a transcript of the gene LSM12, whose product is annotated as LSM12 homolog. Bases 85 to 672 code for a protein of 195 amino acids. The transcript has 5 exons. Gene Ontology annotation, molecular function: RNA binding. The record is from RefSeq and is a predicted model, not a curated record. Lineage: Eukaryota; Metazoa; Chordata; Lepidosauria; Squamata; Eublepharidae.
GGCGGCUGCUCGCCGCUGCGGCGGCUCGGCGGGGGCGCGAAAGGUGCCUCCGCCGCCGCUGCCGCCGCCUGGGCCUGAGACAAGAUGGCGGCGCUGGGCGGCGAGUUCUUCAGUGUGGGCAGCCAAGUGUCGUGCCGGACCUGCCAGGAGCAGCGGCUGCAGGGCGAAGUCGUGGCCUUCGACUACCCCAGCAAGAUGCUAGCGCUCAAAUGCCCUUCUUCGAGUGGCAAGCCGAACCAUGCUGAUAUCUUGCUUAUAAACUUACAGUAUGUUUCACAAGUGGAAAUUAUUAAUGACCGCACAGAAACCCCCCCACCUUUAGCUUCACUCAAUGUUAGCAAGCUUGCGAACAAAGCACGGAUGGAGAAGGAAGAAAAGCUGAGCCAGGCAUAUGCAAUUAGUGCUGGGGUCUCUUUGGAAGGACAGCAGCUUUUCCAGACUAUACACAAGACUAUUAAAGAUUGUAAAUGGCAAGAGAAGAAUAUAGUUGUGAUGGAAGAUGUUGUCAUUGCCCCUCCAUACCAGGUGGAAAACUGUAAAGGCAAAGAGGGGAGUGCCCUAAGUCACGUACGCAAAAUAGUUGAGAAACAUUUUAGAGAUGUCGAAAGCCAAAAGGUGAUGCAACGUUCACAAGUCCAGCCAACACAGAAGGAAAGCGCCCUCUCGUCCUGAGUCCUGCCUGCCCUUCCUUGGUUGCGACUGAUUGCUCCUGCGGGGGGUGGGGUGGGGUGGGGAUACCCUUCGAACACGCAGCAGCAGAUGACAUAGACUUCUUCAAAAAGAGGUCGGGGGAGGGCAGGGGGGUUCCACUUCUGUUUUUGUGGUGGCUCCGUAAUGAUGGGACCCACAGCUUCUGAACUUUAGACUUCAAAAACAAGAGAAUAAUUUAAACACUCAUUCAUUACUUGACUAACUGAUUCUUUAAUUUUUGCCCACCAGGUUUAUUCCCCUUAGAACAGUCAGCUGAGUUUUGAGUUUUCUCUCCCUCCCAGAACUCUCUCAUUGUUUUUUAGCUUUACUGAAAUUGAUUCCACACCAAAUCCCCUCUUCUUCCUGUACCAUAGGAGAAUUCAGCUCCCCCAUGUCGUCUUAUUAAAAAAAAUAGAGGAAAAAAAAAAGGAAAAUUAACAAGCUGACUGUGGUAAUGUAAUCGGGACCUUUUGUGUGACUGGCGAUCUUGUUUUGGUUUUUGUUUGCACAGGGCAAGGUUUGAAUUAGCCUUAUUUUUCUUAUCUCAAAAUUAUAUAUAUAUAAAUAUAUAUAUAAAAUGUCCUUUAAAUAUUUUCUGCUUCUUGCAGUACUCUGAAAUGGGAUCAUGGCAAAAAAAAAUAUUCAAAAUUAACUAUCAGACCUUCCGCAGUGGGCAUUUAUAUGCGUAAUUAUGGGGGUCAGAUGCAUUUUGAAGCUAGGCCUUACCCUCCCAGGGUAUGGCAGUGGAAAGGCAAACAGACAUUUAAUCUGCAGGCCUUAUUUCCUUAGAAUUUCACAAGUUGAUUUUUUAAAAAGUACUUUCCCAUAAAUCUGAGUUCUGUAAUACCAUUAUAUUGGCAUGUCUUUUACCUCACAGCCUACAGUACUGCUGGAGAAAUUUUGUUCCUCUCAGACAGCUGGGGUUGGGGUUUUGCUAGCUUUCCCUCCCAUGUGCUUUUGAUCUUUUGAAACCAAACCAGAGAUUCAAGAGGGGGCAUGAAAAGGUAUGGGCUAAGUACAUCUGUGGGCAUGUUUAGCCCAGAUUUCAUGCAGUUCUUGCAUCAGUCCAUUGGAGAAAACAGUGCAGGUAAAUGGAUGGUACUGGGAUCUCUGCCUCACUUUCAUCUUCUGUCUGCAGCAUGGUAAAGUGGAAAUAUUUAACUUCUUUUCCUCCUCUCAAAUCAGAUCAAACAGGCUUGGUGUUUGACAUAGGAAUCCUUCCAGUGGUGCUUUGCUAUGUCUCCAGUUUGAAGGGGGGGAAAAGCCUAGGUAGUGUUACACCAGCAUCCUUCUGCUCCUCUGUUUUGAAUAUGCUUCAGCAGAUGAGCUCAGGGACUGUCACUUUGGAGGAUUCAAAUGAGAAGCUGCUGCUCUUAGGUGGGAAAAAUGAUCCCCUCUCUCUCCUAGCUGUGAGUGGUAGAAUACUCAUUGGGGCAUAUUCCUUUUUAAGCCUUUGUCUGAAAUCUCAUUGAACCUAUUUUUUCUGUAAUAAAUUCUAGCGUUUCUGAUCAGCCUGUCUUGGCCACAGAUUUGUUGUCCAAUUAGCAUCUCCCAGACUGACUAUACUCAUUGUCUUCUAUAAAGUUCAUUUGCCUUAGAAAUGCAUUGGGGUGGCAAAGUAAAUGAAGUAGGCCUUGACCCAGGUGAAGAGAUGAGGUUACAAAGCAUUUUUUUGCCAUGAUCCCUUCUCCCCUUUUCCCUUUUGUGUGUGUGUUUGUUUUUUUAAAAAAACAAAUGGAUCAAAAUUUAAAUAAUUCAAGCCCUGCCUUUCAGAAUGGAGGGAUUUUUUUUUAGUAUUGUCUAGCAAAACCAAUAAAAAAACCCAGAAUUUUUUUAACCAUC